This is a messenger RNA of Rotaria socialis, 300 nucleotides long. The record is from the annotation of a GenBank genome assembly. Lineage: Eukaryota; Metazoa; Rotifera; Eurotatoria; Philodinida; Philodinidae.
AUGAUCUUACAUACAGUGACCAAGUUACCUCAAAUCAAUCUUCACCUAACAGAUUCGAUUGAUGAAGCCGAUGGUAACCAUCCAUUACAACACAAUUGCUUAUACGUUAAUAUUCCUCUUAAGAAUAAAAAUGAUACUCGUCAGAUUAUGUUCUAUUGUUUGAGUGAAUGGCUAUCGAAUUUGAAUAUACAGAAAAAUAAUCGUGAUCAUAUCUUUACUUUUGAAAUGUUCUAUCAGCAAGGCAUAACUAGUUUGGAACUUUACACUUGGUCGGCAUCGAUGGAUGUGAUUGAACGUUAA